Messenger RNA from Lolium perenne, 424 nucleotides. Its product is annotated as cysteine proteinase inhibitor 8-like. The record is from RefSeq and is a predicted model, not a curated record. NCBI's taxonomy places the organism in Eukaryota, Viridiplantae, Streptophyta, Magnoliopsida, Poales, Poaceae. Gene Ontology annotation, molecular function: cysteine-type endopeptidase inhibitor activity.
CGUGAUUCAAGCCGCCGCCAUGCCUGCCGCCCCGACGUUCGGGCGGUUCGGCGGAUCGCACCCGCGCCCGCUCGACCACCCGAGGAUCCAGGGGCUCCGCGAGCGGGCGGAGGCGGAGCACGUCAAGCGGCGUGCGGACGACAGGAUGAUCUACGGCGGAUUGAGCCCGAUCAGGAACAUCUACCACCCCAAGAUCCAGGGGCUCGGCCAGUGGGCGGUGGCGGAGCACGUCAAGCGCGCCAACGACGGGCUCAAGUUCGGCAGGGUGGUCGGCGGCGAGGACCAGCUUGUGGCCGGCAUGAACUACUUCUUGCUCAUCCAGGCGCUCAACCGCAACGGCUUGUACAAGGCGCAGGUGUACGAGCCCCUGGAGGAGAGUCCGAACAACGCACGCCAGCUCGUCUCCUUCGGCCCUGCGAACUGA